AUGAUAGAUCAGUUGAAGGUUAUUUUGCAAGACAUUUUUAAAAUCAAGGACCUUGGUCAUCUUAGAUACUUUCUUGGAAUUGAAGUUGCUAGGCCCUCUGAAGGGAUUGUUUUGAAUCGAAGGAAGUAUGCACUUGAGUUGGUUUUAGAGGCUGGAUUGUCUGCUGGGAAGCCUGCUGGCACUCCUCUUGAACUGAACUUGAAAUUGACUUCAUAUGAGUUUGACAAGAAAUUUCCACUAGGUGAAAAGGAUGAGUUGCUGACAUAUCCUAGUAUGUUUGGGAGAACGGUGGAACGAUUGUUAUAUCUAACCAUGUCUAGGCCUGACAUUUCGUUUGCUGUCCAGACCUUAAGUCAAUAUAUGCAGUCUCCUAAACAAUCACAUCUCGAAGCAGCAUUAAGAGUUAUAAGAUAUGUGAAGAAGGAACCAACUCUUGGGUUGCUUAUGUCUACAAAAAGUAUAAAAGAGCUGGUGGCAUUUUGUGAUUCAGAUUGGGCUUCUUGUGCUGUUAGUAGAAAGUUAGCGCCAGGUUACUGCAUUAAGAUGGGAGAUUCUCUUCUGUCUUGGAAAUCAAAGAAAUAA
Pistacia vera is the source of this 582-nucleotide messenger RNA. RefSeq lists its product as uncharacterized. The transcript has a single exon. The record is from RefSeq and is a predicted model, not a curated record. NCBI's taxonomy places the organism in Eukaryota, Viridiplantae, Streptophyta, Magnoliopsida, Sapindales, Anacardiaceae. The coding region runs from base 1 to 582 and encodes 193 amino acids.